Messenger RNA from Eutrema salsugineum, 709 nucleotides. RefSeq names its product 40S ribosomal protein S14-3. Gene Ontology annotation, cellular component: ribosome; cytosolic small ribosomal subunit. The record is from RefSeq and is a predicted model, not a curated record. The coding region runs from base 96 to 548 and encodes 150 amino acids. Gene Ontology annotation, biological process: ribosomal small subunit assembly; translation; maturation of SSU-rRNA from tricistronic rRNA transcript (SSU-rRNA, 5.8S rRNA, LSU-rRNA). The transcript is spliced from 6 exons. Lineage: Eukaryota; Viridiplantae; Streptophyta; Magnoliopsida; Brassicales; Brassicaceae. Gene Ontology annotation, molecular function: structural constituent of ribosome; small ribosomal subunit rRNA binding; mRNA 5'-UTR binding.
GAUAUUAUGUCCUCGUUUCUUUCCACUGCCAGCUUCCAGAGAAGAACAUCCUAAAAACUCCGAAGCGCUUCUACUUUCCUCAUCCAUUUGUCAACAUGUCGAGGAGAAAGACCAGAGAGCCCAAGGAGGAAAAUGUCACUCUCGGACCUGCUGUUCGUGAAGGAGAGCAAGUUUUCGGUGUUGUUCACAUCUUUGCAUCAUUCAAUGACACUUUCAUCCAUGUGACUGAUCUGUCCGGAAGAGAAACCCUUGUUCGUAUCACUGGUGGGAUGAAGGUCAAGGCUGACCGUGAUGAGUCUUCUCCUUAUGCUGCUAUGCUUGCAGCUCAAGAUGUUGCUCAAAGAUGCAAGGAGCUAGGCAUCACAGCCAUGCACGUGAAGCUGCGUGCCACUGGAGGAAACAAAACCAAGACUCCAGGUCCUGGUGCUCAAUCAGCUCUCAGAGCCCUUGCUCGUUCAGGCAUGAAGAUUGGCCGUAUAGAGGAUGUGACUCCAAUUCCCACCGACAGUACACGCAGAAAGGGUGGAAGGAGAGGAAGAAGACUGUGAUCAGUCCCGGCGACCACUCUGGGUCCAACCCAGUCUUUUUUUUGUAAUGUUUUUAAACUUUGAUUAAAAAAAAGGCCCAUGAUCUAUUAUCCUUGUUUUUUUUUUUUUGUAAACCAGCAGACGUUGAUCUAUUUAUCUAUUAGUAUCUAAACUUAAUUUUG